Molecule: messenger RNA, 3058 nt
Organism: Trematomus bernacchii (emerald rockcod)
Lineage: Eukaryota; Metazoa; Chordata; Actinopteri; Perciformes; Nototheniidae
Exons: 16
Coding region: 1454-3058 (534 amino acids)
Source: RefSeq, a predicted model, not a curated record
AUUGUUGUGACGACUUUUGAGUUUUGGAUGGCCGAAGACACUACACUACCCACAAUCCCCAGCUAUUGUUGUUACGACUUCUGUCCGCUUUGCGAUUACAUUACCCACAAUCCUCAGGUACCGUCGUAAAGACGGCAUACCUUUGCACUUUACGUGACCAAACCUGGAUGAGAGAGUCGCAGUUCUUCAGAAUCAAGAUCCUGCAAUUUGUUCUCCAAAAAACAACCCUUUGUUUUUCCAAACUCCAAACAACCCAAAGGCACUUUUAAGAGCCAAGUCUGUCUUGUUAAACUGUCCUUGCUGUGUUGUACUUGAUAGUCUCUUCCUAUCUCUCUAUUUAUUUCUCUGUCUAACUCUGUUGUCAGUCUUUCUUCUGUGUCUCUGUCUGUGUCUCUUCACUAUAAUGAGUGAUUCUGAUCUUGAGGAUCUCCUGAGAAGCGCAGAUGAGCUGGUUGAGCAGAAAGAGUUAAGGGAUGACCUACGGAGUGCUGAUGAUUUGCUUUGUACUGCUACUGCUGCUGUUGUUGCUGCUUCCACUUGGAAGCGGCAACAACAGCAGCAGUAGCAGCAGCAGCAACAGUGCCAGCAGUGUCAAUGAUGUGCUGGAAGAAGAGAGACAGUGAGGGAAACUUGAUCUUUGCAAGACCACGUUCAACCCGGAAUGUCUCAAAUCAGGCUGGCUGCAGUCGUAACACUGAUCCCCCCGUUGCUGCUCCUGACUGUGAUCUGAUCUUUGCUCCAGUUAUCGCUCCAGAGACUGUUGAGGGGUUUCUACGAGAUCUCCAGCAGUCUCUGAGCGAUACUACAGGAGAUGAGGUGGUAGCACAAACCCCAAGUGCUUCUCUGCUGGCAUCGACCAACUGGAGCACUCGAAAAAGUUUUUUUUCAGAGAGCUGGAGGGCAGCGAGACCACAUCUAGUUAACACCGUAGUGGCCCAAGCAAAUGUGGGAACACACAUUUGCCAACAGUGUUGGGGCAAAACGUCUGUUGUCCGGUGCCGGGAUUGCCGACCACAUCCCUUCUUCUGUGCUGACUGUGAUGUCAGCAUGCACUCCAGACACCCCCUCCACAACAGAGAUGCUACUACUGCAGGUUACUUCCAGCCAUUGGCCCCAACAACACAUGUACUAAAUAUGGCCCUUUGCUCCUGUGUGCGGUUUGUACCUGUGGAGAUCCCGGACAAAAUCUGUGGUUGUGCAUCAGAGUCAUUGAGCCUCAAGCCAGGAAAGACUGUGACUGUGAUCACAAUGAAUGGACGACAUGAGCUAAGCAUGCCAGAGUUGGCUUGUGAAGCAUGCGCUGCGACAUGGACGACUGGGGUUGACGACCUUCUUCGGAGUGACUACUGGCCAGCUACCCUUCACUUCGCCACCAUUUAUGCCACAGAUGUUUUCUUCUCAUUUGAAGAAAUGAAAAUGGCUGCACCUGGACUAUCCUUUCAGGCAUUUAAGGAUGCUCGAUCAGCGAACGUUGCGCUUCGGCCGUACUGGGAAGAUCUCAACUGACAGCUUCAUCAAAAGUUUCUUUGAGUGGGAGGCUGUGCGUUAUGAGGUCGACAUCAUGUGCAAGGAGGAGCCCUUCACCUGUCCUGCGUGUAGCCCUGAUAUGCUUGCAGUUUCCGUGGAUGGAAACCGCAAGCAUUACCGUUUCAAGAAUGCAGCUAGAUCUGAGGAACAGGCCAUCUUUGACGGUGUCUUUAUAGCCAGGGAUGAAGACGUCUCAAGAUUUGUGGACUAUAUACACACCACAACCAAACAUGUCUCCGGAAGAGGUGUUUGUGGAGGACAGUGGUCGGCAGCCAGAGAGACCUCCCAAAAAUCAGCCGGCAAGCUGGAUGAGGAGGGACUAGAGCUUGCCGUCUGUCGACAUGGAGUGCUCCUCUGUGCUCUCAAUAUGUACAGGGGAGAAAUCUUUGCUUAUCCCCUGUACCUACAGAAAAAGCUGGCCAGUAGUAUGUUCUUUUGCAUGGAUGUGACCUGCAAAUAUUGGCCCUACCUCCAGAGAAUCACAAAAAGCUGUCCAGAGCUCCAGCAUCUUCUCGACAUGAAGCCCUUUCUCUCAGUGUUUCAUGCCAAAGUGCAUGACUUCAAAUGUGAAGUGAAAUGGAGUGGGGCAUAUCAAGAGGGGGCUGGACUAACCCUAGGGGAGGAGGUGGAACAGGUCAAUGCCUUCCUCUCUCGGAUAGCAGUGACCACAAAACACAUGUCAAAAGCAGGACGUACAGACAUGCUGACGCUGAUGGCCAUGCGCUGGAAUCAGCAAAAAGUCAGCAACUUGGCCACCUCACUGUCCCGCAGAUAUCUGAAGACCACAAAAGCUCUGGAAAAGCAAUUGCAGAACCUGGAGUCCAUGAAGGCUGAGUUGGCAGUGACUGAAAAGCAGCUGGAAGACUGGAUCAGAGAUGUGAAUGAGUGGGCAGAAACAACAACAAACAACCCAAGGGAUGCUGCUGCCUUGGCCAGCAAGAUCGAAAUGCUGACAGUAAGUGUCAAGAGACGUUCGCAGCGUCUCUACAAAGACACAGACAGCAACAAAGGUCGUUCCCGGAUCCGCCGCAAGAUCAGGGAUGAGAAAGGGGUCCUGACAGCCACAGUUGAGAAAUACAACUCAAUGGGUCCAAGCACAGAAGCGCUGUGCCUCGAAGCCAUUCUGUCUGUGGAGAAAGCUUGGCCAUGGCAGCUACCAAACAGUGACUCUUUCGACCUCAGGACAAAGAGAAGAGCAUUCGACCUUGUCAUGGCAGUGAAGAGACUACAGGAGGAGAAGAAGAUUCUCGUCACAGAAAUGAACCAACACUGGAAGGUCCUUUCAACCCGCAGUGAUUCCCUGAAAAAGAUGUCCUGCCUGCAAAAUUCACCAUUGGGCCUGAGCGAAGACGGGAUGAAAGGUCUCCAGAGCAUGUUUAGGAAAAAGCAGCACGACAUCGGAGAAAUGAAGACUCAUGCUAGACAAUGCUAUCUGCAGCUUUUGACUGGAGCAGAGACCAUCAGCUUCUUGCAAAGUCUUUCAGAUGAGUCUUCUGACUGCGACUCUGACAGCUCUGAUGACACACGGUGA